Messenger RNA from Plodia interpunctella (Indianmeal moth), 630 nucleotides. RefSeq lists its product as uncharacterized. The coding region runs from base 104 to 601 and encodes 165 amino acids. The record is from RefSeq and is a predicted model, not a curated record. Gene Ontology annotation, cellular component: chitin-based extracellular matrix. Gene Ontology annotation, molecular function: structural constituent of chitin-based larval cuticle. NCBI's taxonomy places the organism in Eukaryota, Metazoa, Arthropoda, Insecta, Lepidoptera, Pyralidae. The transcript is spliced from 4 exons.
UUUCUGCAGUAUAUACCACAAAAAGGAGUCGCGACGAAAGCCCCGGGCAUAGUGGACGAGUAGUCUUAGCGCUGAAGUGUAGUUUACCUUGUGUUCUGGAGAUAUGGGAUCUUUGGUCACGUCUCUGCUGCUGGUACUGCCACUGCUAUGUGAUGGCCGCAUCAUAUCCGUGCCCAGGCAAAGGAGAUUGACAUCCGCAGAAUCUGUGCCAAGUUAUUACUACACAAAUAUUAAUGGUGUCCCUGGCACAUAUUCAUUCGGCUACGACAGUUUCGACCCAGCCACUGGGAACACACAGUAUCGAACUGAGGAGCGAUACCCCAACGGCACAGUGGUUGGUAGUUACGGAUUUGUGGACGCAAGGGGAGUGCCGCAGAGGUUCAAAUACGUUGCUGACCAAAGCGGAUACAGGGUAAUGAGCGAUCCAGUAUACAAUACUGUGCCGCAACCUAUAGAACUUAUGUCGGUUGAGCCCACGGAGCCUUCUAUAACAUGGACGAGACCUAGAAGACCUAACAAGAGCCAUAGAAACAAAGGGACAUACUUUACGAAAAUACCUAUAGAGAAAAACACCAAUUUUGUACCAGACAACCUAUUUUAGAUUAUUAGAGACAAUUAUACGUUUAAUUU